Trypanosoma brucei brucei TREU927 is the source of this 438-nucleotide messenger RNA. RefSeq lists its product as hypothetical. The record is from RefSeq and is a predicted model, not a curated record. NCBI's taxonomy places the organism in Eukaryota, Euglenozoa, Kinetoplastea, Trypanosomatida, Trypanosomatidae. Bases 1 to 438 code for a protein of 145 amino acids. The transcript has a single exon.
AUGUCAAUGUUCGGUGCCCGUGAAGUGCCCGACGACACGUUUUCGUCGGACAUCACCAAUAUUUCUGCAAGUUACCUGAACGAAAACAAUUGCCAACGGUUUUGGCAGCGGCUGAUGACUUGCAUUCGUGAGAGCCAGGAACUCGACGUCCUUUACGACUGUCGCAGCCGCCUAAUUGACAUGCGUGAGUGCGUUACACGUCACAAACAGAGCACAUGGGUAUUUCGUGAAACCAUGGCAACGCUAAGGCAUGAGCAGCAGUUCCGGAACUGGUUGAAACAAUAUGAUGAAGCUUUUGGGCAUCCACCACUUUUAGAGGCCGUGACGAAGGUCAGAGAGCGCUUAAAGGUGGAAGGCGGUGUCGAUGUGCUUAACCCAACAGUUUUUCGUGACCCUGACAUUUACAUCCCGCGUAAUAAUAAUUCCGUGGGAAAAUGA